AUGUGCUCCCUCCCCAUGGCAAGAUACUACAUAAUUAAGGAUGCAUAUCAGGAGGCUCUGUACAUGAGAGAUGGCCACUUCCUGGUGGGAGAUCCCGACCCAGACAACUGUCGUGCAGGAAUGAUCUGCAUACUCCCCAACAGAGGCCUGGGCCACACCAGUUUCCCCAUCUUCCUGGGGAUCCAGGGAGGCAGUCGUUGCCUGGCAUGUGUGGAGACAGGGGAGGGGCCUUCCCUGCAGCUGGAGGAUGUGAACAUCGAGGAUCUGUACAAGGGCGGUGACCAGGCCACCUGCUUCACCUUCUUCCAGAGACGCUCGGACCCUGCCUUCAGGCUGGAGGCUGCUGUCUGAACUGGCUGGUUUCCCUGUGGCUCGGCUGAGCCCCAAGAGCCCGUACGACUCACCAAGGAGAGUGAACCCUCAGCCUGCACUGAGCUCUACUUUGAACAGAGUCGGUAG
Molecule: messenger RNA, 459 nt
Organism: Eubalaena glacialis (North Atlantic right whale)
Lineage: Eukaryota; Metazoa; Chordata; Mammalia; Artiodactyla; Balaenidae
Gene: IL38
Product: interleukin 1 family member 10
Exons: 4
Biological process (GO): inflammatory response to antigenic stimulus; cellular response to lipopolysaccharide; positive regulation of gene expression
Molecular function (GO): cytokine activity; interleukin-1 receptor binding
Source: RefSeq, a predicted model, not a curated record